Psammomys obesus (fat sand rat) is the source of this 5617-nucleotide messenger RNA. RefSeq names its product extended synaptotagmin 2 (gene Esyt2). Lineage: Eukaryota; Metazoa; Chordata; Mammalia; Rodentia; Muridae. Gene Ontology annotation, molecular function: lipid binding. Gene Ontology annotation, biological process: lipid transport. The transcript has 23 exons. The record is from RefSeq and is a predicted model, not a curated record. Bases 111 to 2708 code for a protein of 865 amino acids.
CCCGCGGUCCCCCUCCGAGGGGCGCUGGCGCGCGGGGCGGAGCGACCGGCCGCCGUGUGUGGGAGUGCCGCGCCCGCCUCGGCCGGGAGGAGUGCGCUGCGCGGUGGGCGAUGAGGGGCGCGGGCGACGAGGGUCCGGAGGCCGCCGCUGGCCGCGCCGGAGGCCGCUCGGAGCCCGAGGCCCCGGGCAGCGCGCUGAGCGUGGACCUGCCGGGGCUGCUGGGGCAGCUGGCGCGCAGCUUCGCGCUGCUGCUGCCGGUGUACGCCCUCGGCUACCUGGGGCUGAGCUUCAGCUGGGUGCUGCUGGCGCUCGGGCUUCUCGCCUGGUGCCGCCGCAGCCGCGGCCUCAAGGCCAGCCGCCUGUGCCGUGCGCUGGCCCUGCUGGAGGACGAGGAGCGAGCCGUGCGCCUGGGGGUGCGCGCCUGCGACUUGCCCGCCUGGGUUCAUUUUCCAGACACUGAAAGAGCAGAAUGGCUAAAUAAGACUGUAAAGCACAUGUGGCCCUUUAUUUGCCAAUUUAUAGAGAAGCUCUUUCGAGAGACCAUAGAGCCAGCUGUGCGGGGAGCAAAUGCCCACCUCAGCACCUUCAGCUUCACGAAAGUGGACAUGGGUCAGCAGCCCCUUAGAGUCAACGGUGUCAAGGUUUAUACCGAAAAUGUGGACAAAAGACAAAUUAUUCUGGACCUUCAGAUUAGUUUUGUAGGAAAUUGUGAGAUUGAUUUGGAGAUCAAACGAUAUUUUUGUAGAGCUGGUGUGAAAAGUAUUCAGGUCCAUGGGACUAUGCGGGUGAUCCUGGAGCCCCUGAUUGGGGACAUGCCGUUAGUUGGAGCCUUGUCUAUCUUCUUCCUUAGGAAGCCGCUUUUAGAGAUUAACUGGACAGGACUGACUAAUCUUCUGGACAUCCCUGGGCUGAAUGGUUUAUCUGAUACUAUCAUUUUGGAUAUAAUAUCAAACUAUCUGGUGCUUCCCAAUCGAAUCACUGUUCCUCUUGUCAGUGAAGUUCAAAUAGCUCAGUUGCGGUUUCCCAUACCAAAGGGUGUCCUAAGGAUUCAUUUUAUUGAAGCUCAAGAUCUUCAGGGAAAAGACACCUACCUUAAAGGCCUUGUUAAGGGAAAAUCAGACCCCUACGGAAUUAUCCGAGUGGGCAACCAAAUUUUCCAGAGCAAGGUCAUCAAGGAGAACCUGAGUCCAAAGUGGAAUGAGGUGUAUGAGGCUUUAGUCUAUGAACACCCUGGACAAGAACUGGAGAUUGAACUCUUUGAUGAAGACCCAGACAAGGAUGACUUCUUAGGAAGUCUUAUGAUUGAUCUUAUUGAAGUUGAGAAGGAGCGUCUUUUAGAUGAAUGGUUCACUCUGGAUGAAGUUCCCAAAGGAAAGCUGCAUUUGAAGCUGGAGUGGCUCACCCUGUUGCCAGAUGCGGCCAACCUCGACAAGGUGCUGGCAGACGUCAGGGCUGACAAGGACCAAGCCAAUGACGGUCUCUCCUCUGCGCUGCUGAUCUUGUACUUGGAUUCUGCAAGGAACCUUCCGAGUAACCCAUUAGACUUUAACCCCGGUGUCUUGAAGAAGUCUACAGUUCAGAGAGCUUUAAAGUCAGGGAAGAAAAUAAACAGCAACCCAAAUCCUCUUGUCCAGAUGUCAGUCGGUCACAAGGCUCAAGAGAGUAAGAUCCGGUACAAAACUAGUGAACCUGUGUGGGAGGAAAACUUCACUUUCUUCAUUCAUAACCCCAAGCGCCAGGACCUUGAAGUUGAGGUCAAAGAUGAGCAGCAUCAGUGUUCUCUGGGGAACCUGAGGAUCCCACUCAGUCAGCUGCUCAUGAGUGACAACAUGACUAUAAACCAGCGGUUCCAGCUCAGCAACUCGGGUCCAAACAGCACCUUAAAAAUGAAGAUUGCCCUACGGGUGCUCCAUCUGGAAAAGCAAGAAAGGCCUCCGGACUACCAGCACUCAGCUCAAGUAAAGCGGCCCUCCGUCUCCAAAGAAGGGAGGAAAAUACCUGUCAAAUCUCAGAUGUCUGCAUCACCAGGCACCGCCGGUAGCAACACUGCUCCAUCAACACCAGUCAAGGGAGUCGAUCAGCGUGUCAUGGAGGAGAGGCCCCAGCCCCCCGAGGCCAGCCCUCUUGGGCAGUGUGACCUGGGCAGGAGCUCCUCCAGCCUCUUGGCUUCUCCAAGCCACAUCUCAGCCAAGGAACCCACUCCAAGCAUUGCCUCAGACAUAUCACUGCCCAUUGCUACCCAGGAGCUGAGGCAAAGGCUACGGCAACUUGAAAAUGGGACGACCCUGGGACAGUCUCCUCUGGGGCAGAUCCAGCUCACUGUCCGGCACAGCUCGCAGCGGAACAAGCUCAUUGUGGUCGUGCACUCCUGCAGAAACCUCAUUGCCUUCUCGGAAGAUGGCUCUGAUCCAUAUGUCCGCAUGUAUUUAUUGCCAGACAAGAGACGAUCAGGAAGAAGGAAAACCCACGUGUCAAAGAAGACACUAAACCCUGUGUUUGAUCAGAGCUUCGAUUUCAGUGUCUCACUGCCCGAGGUGCAGAGGAGAACCCUGGAUGUGGCAGUGAAGAACAGUGGUGGCUUCUUGUCCAAAGACAAAGGGCUUCUUGGCAAAGUGCUGGUUGCUCUGGCAUCUGAAGAGCUCGCCAAGGGCUGGACCCAGUGGUACGACCUCACAGAAGAUGGAACAAGGCCGCAGGUGAUAAGGUAGCUGCACUGGACGUAGGCCUGUUUCUCCGGUGGAUCGCGCCACCUCAACAUGAAACACACCUUCUCGCAGAUGCACCAAUGCUAUUUUUAUAAUAUUAGGUAUCGAGUUAUACACACCUUCAGAGUUUUAUAAAUUGCAGGCAUCAUAGGAAAAUGUGGCCAAAUGUGGUUGUUAAAUUUCCCUGUCCCAGUGCUCCGGCAGGCACUGCGCCGCAGCAGCGCAGCAGCGUGCUGUGUGGGACGCCGGCAGCCGCACAGGCUGGAAGACAGGCGCCUGGACUUGCUCGUUUGGUCCUGCCCUGCCCCCGGGGGUGCCUGGCACCAUGUAAAUAGACUCCGUUCCCUAAUGUCUGCACGCUGGUGUGCACAAAGAAGAGAAUGCGCCAAGGAGACACUUUCUUCUAAGACAUUAAAUUUUUGACAAGUAAUCACUUUCAGGUUUUCAGCAAAAAGUUCUCAUAGAUCAAUUGUGUGGUAUGACUUUCUUAAGGGAAAAAUGAAAAAAUUAUUAAGUAUUAGGAUAUUUAUGUCUGGUAUGAAUGAUAAAAGAAAGUGUUCAAGUUAUUAACAUUAUUAUAAAUAGGAAGAUACAGUGAGAAAUCAGUGAACGGCUUAUUUAAAAAUUGUAUACCUGAGUAAUGGACAAUACUAAGAGUAUUGUCAAGGCUCAUGAAUCGCAGUAUGCUCAUCUGAAAUUUAUUACAUAGGAAAAUACUGUGCUGUUUAUUUGUAAUUGUUUGUUCUAACAGAUUCAUGGAAUAGUACAGAGAUAAACAUGCCAGGUGUGGUACCUCACAUCUGUAAUCCCAAGAUAUAGGAGAGGCCAAGGCAGGAAGACCAAGAGUUAAAGGCCAGCCUGUGCUACACAGCAAGACCCUAUCUAGGGAAAAAGAGAUACAUACUUUACACUUUGCCCAAAGCAUAGGAACUAGUCUUCAGUCUUGGGGAAUAAGGUGUUGUCCAGAGUGAUGCAAGCCUGGCUUGUUUUGUCAGUGUUUCUAACCGUAUAAAGACAGGUCUAUUGUUGGGGUGUAGUGGAGAAAUAGGAUGGAAGAGUACAAAGGGUGUUGUGCUAAAGACUUAUGCUGCACUUGCCCUUGGUGGGAGAAGCUGGUUCUAUAUCCAUCACACAGGAUAGCCCUACACACCUGUGGGUAGGGCUUUCUGUGCGUCCCCUGAUACAUGGGACCCCACAUGACAGACAGAUCCUGCCCAGGGCCAGAAACAGAGCUGUCAGUCUUGCCAUUUUCUGGAUACCCUCAUUUUGUGUCAUGCCAGAUGUUAAUAUUAGCAUUAUACAAUUUUUAUUUUGUAAUCCUUUUCUUUUUAGAUUAUGAGGAGCAUAUUUUACAUGUGUAAGAGUCCCCAAACCUCUUGUGAGGUGAGGCUGUAAAUCACAGUAUUAUAAGCUAUGCAUGUCCGUAAACAAAAUUUGCACAAAUGUAUAAAGAUAUUUUUCAGUGUGCAUUUUAAGCUGCAGGAUGAAAAGGGCUUCUCAGCUAUGAGAUCAUUUAAAACUAUGUACACGUACAGCAGGAAAAUACAGCUUUGUAAUCAAAGUUGGAGGAGUUCCUUUCACAUGCUUCCUGGAAGUAAACAGCGUAUGGGAAGUCUAUGUGGCCAAACAUGCCAAAGUGCCUAUGAUGAGACCCAGAGUCCCUGUCACACUCUCCUCCUGUCCAGCAGAUGAAAGCGCGCCUCAGUGUGUGAGGAACCGCGUACAGUUGGUGGAGUGUGUAGCCUCCAUCUCCUGUUUGCUGACGCCUUCCUCUUAAUCCUGUUUCCAAGUCUUUUUCCACUAGUGUGCAGGUUUGGGAGAAAGCUUAUGUAUAUGUCACACAUAUGAACAUACAUGCACAUAAAACAUGCAAGGGUGGCAUUUUAGUUGCAGGAGAAAAGCAGAUAAUAUCUUAUUAAAACUAGUUGCUUGGCCAGGGUUUCAGAUUGUUUCUUAAGUGUCUUUUUAAUUAGGUCCACUGAAGGGCUUAUGUUAAAAUCUAUGAAGGAGAUUUUCUUGCUGAAAUUGUAUCAUGUCAAUGACUUUUCACCAACAACCUAAACAUCUUGGAUUUGCACCCACAUACUCAAUCCGUUCAGUGCAUUUUUUUUUAAUUUAAUGAGAUGUUUUUCUUAAGCAAUUAGGCAAAUUGAGUACGGAUAAGGGUACAGUCCCCUAAUAAAUGAGUAUAACACCUCAGUGGGAUGCCCUAUGAUACAGUCACAAAAGCUGGCGCCAAUGAAUUCAGAUGCAGUGCCCGCCUGCGCCAUCUGAAUCCUCCAGUACCUCUCUCCACACUGGAAAGGAGAGAAGGUCCAGUGAUCCUGGUUGUACUUCCUUCUGUGACCAGCCUGGGCAGAACUGAGUUGCCAUCAAAGCAUGCUCCAGUGUCCUGAAGAUAGAAGAUACUUCGAGUUCUCAGAAUGAUAACUUUUAGUUUUGAUGGCUUACCUAGGAAAAAGAACUUUAAGUUUUCUACUUUGAGCCAAACCAAUGAGGGGAAGUUAGGGAUCUGAAGUACAGCUCUGCUAACUUAUUCAGUGGUGUCUUCUGUGCCUUAAAGUACAAAGUGUUUUCACGGUUCAGAUGAAAACACAAGCAGCCUUGCAACUGUGUUGCCACCACGUGGACUCUGCACUGUCCAUCUCCUCUAUAGAUGGUCCUUACGCAGAGGGCAGUCCUCAGAGACUUUCGAAUUAUCUUAAAAACCUCAGGCAGAUGCAGAGAGUACAGGUUCCUGCAAUGACGGGUCCCAUCUGGAUUACCCACUGUAGAGGCGGACCAUAGAGGCUGGCUUUUGUUUUUUGUUGUUUGUUUGUUUUAAAUCAUAGAAUGUCCUUUCUGCUUAAUUAAUUUUAUAUUAACAGCACAUGUAUUUAUUCAAUAAACCUUUUAUGUUAGUGUACUUGUAA